Molecule: messenger RNA, 2025 nt
Organism: Drosophila teissieri
Lineage: Eukaryota; Metazoa; Arthropoda; Insecta; Diptera; Drosophilidae
Product: sex determination protein fruitless
Exons: 2
Coding region: 1205-1798 (197 amino acids)
Source: RefSeq, a predicted model, not a curated record
CAAAUGUGCCCGAGUUGGUGAAAACACAGUGCUCGCUAAAUGUCAGCUGACGUCAGAAGGUCUUGAAAAAAGAGCGAGCAGAAUACGAGCACACGAAUACGAAUACGAAAGCGAAUACGAAUACGAAACCGAGUGGGAAUGGGACUCGGAGUAUAUAUGUAUAGUGCGGUACAUACGGUGAAUGAGAGAGAUCGAGAGAGCGACGAGCGACUCACUCUCGCAUUCGCAUUCGCAGCGACUUUCGAUUGAUAUUUUGGCUGUAGUCAAGCGCACAUGAGUCAGAUUCGUAGCUUUUGUUUUGUUCAGUCGCGUUCUGUGCAAUUCAGAUUCAGAUUCACAUUCAGACACUCGCUGCCAUCCGAACCGAACUGAAGUCCAAGUCGAAUCUAAUGUGCGUACUUACGUGUAGAGCAGUUCAAGAAAAUGUGCAGACAUACAACAGUCGCAUUUGUGUGGAUGUGUGGUUGUAGUGAAGAGUGCCAGCAUUAAUCGCAUUUUUCCCCUGCACGAGCACCACGACUAGAAAAUACUCGACACGUCUGUCUGUUUUUUCUGUUUUCUGCUAUUCUGCUUCUCUGCUUUUCCGUUUCGGUUUCGGUUUUCCUCCGCUUGGCCUAGUGAAAAACCAAAAAAAAAAAAAAAAAAAACAAAUUGAUAUUGUGUAAGUUAUGUCUAGCAUUGAAAUAAUGAAAAGAUGAAAAGUGUCAUUCCUAUAAAUACACCACCUCGGGCAAAACAGUCGCAAUAGAGAGCUGGCCAAAAACCCAAACACAACAAACAAAGGAACCGCUGAAUAUAACCAAACUUCGGAGUAGGGCUGAGCCAAAAAAGUAUAGUGCGCAGCCAUCAUGACUAACUCACCACCCAAAACGCCAGCCCAAGUACAGAAAAUCGAUAUUCUAGUCGCGCUGUAACGCUGGGUAGCCGCUAAAUACAUAGCUCCUACCUGCAAACAAAAAGAAAACAAUACGAAAACACUACCAAACAGUCAGGCGAGACAUUAGUAUACCGAAAAGCGAAAAUUGAAAACUGAAAACCACUUCCGCCAACGGUCGACAUCGCCAUCGACAUUUAGCUAGCAUGUAUAGCAAAUGAUAGCAAAUGUCUUACAUAUCAUACCGAUAGAGAAACCAUCUGUGAUACGCGUGUACCUUAAAAAUGAACUAACUUUGCACCGAUCGAGGGUAUCAGUGGGAAAUUAACGAUGCGUCUUGUCCGCAGUAAAUGUUGUCAACGUGAUGUUUCUGUAAACGACUAUCUGAACACCCCGCAUCCGCACCAACACCACCAGCACAACCAGCACCAUCCAUCGUCCACCGACGUCCAGCACACCAAAAAUAUAUUCACACGCUACUGGGACGACCACAUAAGAAUGAAGGAAUCGAGCGAGGGAAAGUCCAGGGCCAAGGCCUCAUCCGCAACCGCAUCCGUAUCCGUAUCAGCUACUGCAUCCGCCACAUCAUCUACAUCUUCAGCACCUGCCAAACAAACCCAGAGCGUCACGUUCGUGAGGACCAGUAAUGCAGCAGCUGUUUGCGACGCCAACGGGAACGGGAUUGGAAUUGGGAAUGGGAGCUCCAUCCCAGCGGAGUGGACAUUCCCCCCAAAGGCGCCCACUCCGCACAUCUACAAUUGCCUGAGUCCGGACAUGAUGGCCUCAAGUGAUAAAAACAGCUUUAAGGGAUUUCGCAAGCAAUUCAGUGGACGGUUUAAGCGCUUAGUUACUCGAAAAGUGGAACACACUCCAGUGAUACCUCCAGAAUUGAAGCCGCAACUAAAAACAAUAUACGUUUACUAACUUAAGAUGUAACGACAAUUGCAAGCACAAGUGUUUUCCCCACUAUAUAUUGUACAUACGUAGGCACCUGAUCGGUUUGCGUAUACAUACAUAUAUGGCAGGAAACAUUAGUGAUAGGAAAAGCAAGAUAAACUAAGUUAUCAUAAUACCAUUCUGAUUGACAAUUUUAAGUAUUCAGCGAUUCGUGCGUAUUGUUAGGCUCAAUAAAAACGAACAUUUCAAAGACA